GAGCCGGGGCGCCGGGCGGGGGACGUGAGGACCAGCCCUCUCCAGGGACCCCUUUGUUCGCAGCCCAGACGCCGAACACCUCCGCGUCCCCAAGGGCUUGACCGCCUGCGUCCGCGCCGCACCCGGGGCAGAGCUCAGAACAGGAGAGGGGAGGGGGCGCCAGCGCCGGCCACCGGGCCCUCCAGCCACCCACCCCUCCCGACAUGUCGCGCUCCUUCUAUGUCGACUCGCUCAUCAUCAAGGACUCCUCGCGGCCCGCGCCCUCGCUGCCUGAGCCGCACCCCGGGCCAGAUUUCUUCAUCCCGCUGGGCAUGCCAUCCCCGCUGGUGAUGUCUGUGUCGGGGCCCGGCUGCCCGUCCCGCAAGAGUGGCGCGUUCUGCGUUUGCCCACUCUGCGUCACUUCGCACCUGCACUCCUCUCGUGGGCCGGCGGGCUCCGGCGGCGGGGGCGCUGGGGCGGGGGGCGCAGGGGCCGGGAGUGGUGGGGGAGCGCCGGGGGGCGCCGGGACCCUGCCCCUGCUCAAGAGUCAGUUCUCUUCGGGUCCUGGGGACGCGCAGUUCUGCCCGCGCGUGAGCCACGCGCACCAUCAUCACCACCCGCCGCAGCACCACCAUCACCACCAUCAGCCCCAGCAGCCAGGCUCGGCCGCCGCUGCCGCAGCCGCGGCGGCCGCGGCAGCGGCCGCGGCGGCCUUGGGGCACCCUCAGCACCACGCACCUGUCUGCGCCGCCACCACUUACAACGUAGGGGACCCGCAGAGAUUCCACUGCCUCACCAUGGGGGGCUCGGACGCCAGCCAGGUACCCAAUGGCAAGAGGAUGAGGACGGCGUUCACCAGCACGCAGCUCCUGGAGCUGGAGCGGGAAUUCUCCUCCAACAUGUACCUGUCUCGACUCCGGAGGAUCGAAAUCGCGACCUACCUGAACCUGUCGGAGAAACAGGUGAAAAUCUGGUUUCAGAACCGCCGGGUGAAGCAUAAGAAGGAAGGGAAGGGCACACAGAGGAACAGUCACGCGGGCUGCAAGUGUGUCGGCAGCCAGGCGCACUACCCGCGCUCGGAGGAUGAGGACUCCCUGUCGCCGGCCUCGGCCAAUGAUGACAAGGAGAUUUCUCCCUUGUGAGGGAGGGAUGCCUCCGCCGCACCACACGCUCCUGGCAGCCCCCACGCGCCACCAACGCGCCUGGCACGCAGGGCGCCAGAUCCUCAGCCACUGCGUGGUCCCAUUUGGAGAAGGAGGGAGCUGAGUACUGGCCGAGCGGAGUAGUCUGGCCUGACCCUUCGCAUCUCCUCCUUGACCUAUAUGUUUGAAGCUCCACUCGAAGUUAUAGAUCGUUUUUUUUUUUUUAAUGUAAAUAAUCUAGAUUCAACUCAGUCUUGUCAUAUAACAGAGGGGGGGAAAAAACCAGGGUUGAUUCAAGUUUAACACUGUGUGGGGCUUUUUGAAAGCGCAUGUCCUUUCCCCUUCCCUACAGUCUUACAGAACCUAAGAAGAACACCGGGUUUCUUGAUUAUUUUCUUUUGUUGUUGUUGUUGUUGUUGUUGUUGUUGUUGUAGUGAAAGCAUAUGAAUUUCAAAUAACUUAGAAAAUUAAAUGCUGUAGGUCUCGCUUUCUGAAAAUUUGCCUGGGGAGAGAUUGGAAUUCAAGUUGCUGGAAGUCCCUUUGUAUGUGAAUAGUUUUAUAUAAAAUUUAUAUUUAUAUUUAUUUAAAUAAAUGAAACAAAAUCAA
Molecule: messenger RNA, 1727 nt
Organism: Leopardus geoffroyi (Geoffroy's cat)
Lineage: Eukaryota; Metazoa; Chordata; Mammalia; Carnivora; Felidae
Gene: GSX2
Product: GS homeobox 2
Exons: 2
Coding region: 204-1121 (305 amino acids)
Biological process (GO): regulation of DNA-templated transcription
Cellular component (GO): nucleus
Molecular function (GO): DNA-binding transcription factor activity, RNA polymerase II-specific; sequence-specific double-stranded DNA binding
Source: RefSeq, a predicted model, not a curated record